AUGAAUAGAGAUCCGCGCUUAUAUCCAAUUUCCUCGAAUUCACGCUCGAAGCUCAAUGCUUUUCGAUACACAGCCGGGGAUGAGAAUGGUUUUGUACAAUCGCCGUCGAAGACGUCAGUAGAAGCAGGACAUGCGGACAAAGAAAAUCAAACAUCAUGGUUGAAUGGUGUGGUAGAAUCAACACGUUCGGAGCCUGGUAAUGAGGCGACCUCCCUUGAUGCAGCAGAGCCAAAGCCAGCCAAAGAGUGUCCCCAGACCCCUGGAAACAGAAUUCCUCUGUCAGACCUCAUUAACAAUGCCGAAGAUGCUAUAACUCAAGCUCCAGGGCCAGUUUUUACACCCGAAGACUAUGUCACGUGGCAACAUGUCCCCCCGAGCUCUAAUGCGGACACGAUAUCGCAAACACCAGCAAUGAAAGGCAAGAAGCGCCGCCAUAGCUCGUCGCCAACCAGUUCACCUUUGGCCGGAAACUCCAAAAGCGCGCGAAGAGAGUCCUUCGAUUUGCAAUCUUUCCAAACACUGCUAAAAACCCCACAGAAUGACCUCGCGACUGAAUUGUGGAAUAACUACGUCGGCAAAAUGACAGCCAAUGGCACUAAAGAGCUUCCUCAACCUCGCUUUCCGAAUCUUCUAUCAUCUUCACCACACACACCCGGAUCGGCCAGGGCAGGGCGAGAUUCUUCUGGAUUGAGGCGGUCUAAUAGCUGCACUGUCGAAUGGCCUAGUUCAAAAGCGAAACGGAGGAAAGUAGAGGGAGAGAAAUUGGGGUCUGGCCGUGGCAUCUUUUCCCGAACGAGGAGCAAUGUGGUGGAUUCAGGUAGCUUCAAUCCCUCAAAAAUCAACUUCCUCGUCGAAAAGAUAGAGAGAAGCCUCCGGCAACGCCAAGCUGGGCAGCCUGAUGCCGCAGAUUUAUCGCCUGUACCAGCUGCCAAAGGUGGGCAAAGAGGCCAGCCAGCAUCUCCGGUAGAGAAUAGAAGCCCUCUUCGCCAUCCGAUACAAGAGAGCCGAAAAAAAAGGAACUGUGCAAGUUCUGAGCCUCAGGGGAAAGAAACGGUAGAAAGAUCGUCUUCCGAUUUUGGGAGUGAUGAUCUGGAUCAGGAUUUUCUGGACCUUGCGGAAGCUUCUAUGGACCCAUUUGUGGACCCUAAUCAACAAAGCAAUCAGCUAGGAGCUGUUCAAACAGGCUGCGUUACCAACCAGCUUCCAGGAAGUGGGCAUUGUUUUCCCGAUAUGAGGAACAACUCGGCCUCUAGUACAGUGGCAUUAGAAGCAGUCACUAACAAAAGCAAUGAAGCUGAAUAUACCCUUGAUGCUGAUGAGUUUGAUGAUGAUUUUGAUGAGUUUUCCGAUAACAUUGAAGACAUUCUGGCCGAAUGUGGCGCAACCCCGAGUAUCAAGCUAGCAAGACCUGCAGCAAAAAAUUACGUGGCUUCAAAACCUUCUCAUUCAGGGACUGAUAUUGCAAAUUCUGCAUCAAUAGCCCAACUACCCGCUGGGGAUACGAACAUAUCAACUGAGACGUUUUCUGGUGACGAGUUUGAUGAUGGGGACUUUGAUAUGGAGGCUAUUGAACAGUCUAUGAUACAAUCAGGUGCAAAGGAACUGAAUCAUAACUUAAACAGUCGACAAGCCAUCAAACGGUAUUUGAUCAUUGAUGUUGCUGGGUCCACAUAUGAAACCCAAAGAGGACGCAUCCAGCCAGAGCAGGUGCUGUUAGUGCAAGAUGAGAGAGCAAAGCAGAAGAAGGUUGUUAUCCUGCGAGAAUCGUGGUUUGAUAGCCCAUGCAGUAAGGAUUCGUAUAUUCACCUAAUCGGCGACUUUGAUGCCAACGGCCAUUGCGUUGUCGACGACUCCAACAACAUGAUAAUCUUGCAUCCAGACCAUCUAGUUUCGGCGACGGUUGUGGCAGAUUCCGUCAGUUGCCAGCGAAGAGCCGUCCUUCAGGAUCGGUUGAAAAAUACCGGUGACGCCAGCAAAGCCCAGGUUUUCGGAAAUAUAUCCCAUGAGGUUUUCCAAGAAGCUAUAAAGAAUAACCGGUGGGAUACUGUUUUUCUGCGGUCUCUAGUCGAAACCACCUCCAUCAAACACAUCGAAGAAUUAUAUUUGAUCCACAUGAGCGUUGCAGAGGCCGUUGAGUACAUGAUGGGCAAGAUUCCGGCCAUGACGUCUUGGGCAGAGCUAUUUCUUAUGUCACAGCCAAGUCCUAAAUCUCUUGUUGAGGAUCGGAAUAGUUCCAAGCUGCGUCUGAGUAUCAACAAAUUGCUGGAGGUAGAGGAGCAUAUUUGGUCUCCCAUGUACGGACUUAAGGGCAAUAUUGAUGCUACUGUGCAGGUGGCCUGUCAUGAAGGAGGAAUCGUUAAGAAUCUCGUUGUUCCGCUUGAACUCAAAACGGGCAACAGAGACACAAACCAAGCUCAUAGAGCCCAAACGGCUCUCUACACCCUAUUGCUUUCUGAUCGCUAUGACGUGGAGGUUACAUUUGGGCUACUGUACUAUCUUGAAACUUCAAAAAUCUUGCGCAUUCGUGGGAUUCGACACGAACUGCUUCAGAUGAUUCAGGCACGUAAUCGCCUGGCUGGAUAUAUGCGCCAGCGAACGCAACUGCCGCCAAUGGUCAAAAGAGCCGGCCUAUGCAACAAAUGCUUUUCGAAAGCACCCUGUUUCAUCUACCACAAACUUGCAGAUGAUGGAGACGGAGAAUCGAGUGGCUUGGGUGAUGAGUUUGUUAAAGCCAUGGACCAUUUGAACCCCCAACAUCGGGAUUUUUUUCAGAAAUGGGACGAUCUGCUGACUAAGGAGGAGAAGAACAUGAUGCGAUUCAAACGAGAACUCUGGACUCUCCUUAGCAGCGAACGAGAGGCUCUUGGCCGAUGCUUUGGCAAUGUUGUGAUUGAGCCUGGGUCAGCCCAUGAGGACAAAACUGGUGUGAAGAUCAAUCGAUAUCGUUACACAUUCAUCAAGAAACAAACCUCGCCAGGGUUCUCUUUCACUGAGUCUCAGCUCACGAUUGGAGAGCCGGUCGUCGUUUCGGAUGAGAAGGGCCACUUUGCUCUUGCCAAUGGAUAUGUGGUGCACGUCAGCACUAAUCGCAUUACUGUUGCCGUCGAUAGACGACUACAAAAUGCCAGAUCCAAGACAAAGGGCUUCGAUGCUAUCAACAAUCAAUCGUUCACAGGCAUAAUAGAAAUCCUCAAGAGCGGCGCCUCUCAGUCAGACGCAUCCUUUGAGCCUGAGGAAGAAGUCGUCUAUCGACUUGACAAGGAUGAAUUCAGCAACGGCAUGGCAAUUGUUCGAGCCAAUCUUGUUGCUAUGAUGGAGCGAGAUUUGUUUCAAGCCAGGCAACUGAGGAGACUAAUUAUCGAAGGGCAGCCGCCGAUGUUCAAACCCACCCUAUCCUCCUAUAGGAUACGAGAAUCUGAUGUAGCAAGCCUAAAUGUCGAUCAGAAAAAGGCCAUCGAUAAAGUCAUGAGUGCCAAGGACUAUGCAUUGGUGCUUGGGAUGCCGGGAACUGGAAAGACAACCACUAUUGCUCACAUACUCCGCGCUUUGGUGGCGCAAGGGAAGAGUGUGCUUCUAACCUCAUACACUCACACGGCAGUCGACAACAUUCUGCUGAAAAUCCGAGAUGACAACAUGCGCAUUCUGCGAAUCGGAGCGGCUGCUAAGGUGCAUCCUGAUGUUCAGCAAUUCGCCGACCUUGCGGCCAUUCCUAAGGACACAAUGGAGGGGCUGAAAGCAGCGUACGAGGGGUCACAAGUGGUUGCCACAACCUGUCUUGGAGUCAGCCAUAACAUAUUCAGCCAACGUACAUUUGACUACUGCAUUGUUGACGAAGCAUCUCAGAUUACACUCCCGGUGUGUCUGGGCCCCAUUCGAAUGGCGAACAUCUUCAUCCUUGUCGGCGAUCAUUAUCAACUGCCACCACUGGUACAAAACAAGGAGGCUCAAGAGGGUGGCCUUGAUGUUAGUCUCUUUAAACUACUGUCCGAUUCCCACCCGCAAUCGGUCGUGAAUCUAGAACAUCAGUACCGAAUGUGCGAGGAAAUUAUGCUUCUCUCCAACACCCUUAUUUACUCAGGCCACCUGAAAUGUGGCACUCCAGAAGUCGCAGCACGCUCUUUGACCAUACCCAAUACCGGCGGCCUGAAGCGACACCACAUCGAACGACUUUCCCAGUCAUCAAGCGAACGACAGAUGUGCCUCGGCGCAAGUCAUAGCCGAUGCUGGUUACGAGACCUGGUUGAUCCCAGCGCCAAAACCCGCCUGGUCAACACAGACAAAUUAGCCACACCUGCCCGGGAUAUAACAAAUGGAUCCCGGAUUGUGAACCCCACCGAGGCGACUCUUUGCGCUCAACUUGUUGAAGCAUUCGUUUCAUGUGGCAUACCAGCCCGCAAUAUUGGAGUCAUCACGUUUUAUCGCAGCCAACUGUCGCUUCUGAAGCAAAACCUUCGCCACCUCGUGCCGGAGCUGGAAAUGCACACCGCCGAUAAAUUCCAGGGGCGAGACAAGGAGGUCAUUAUACUAAGUUGCGUACGAAGCAAUGCGGACAAACACGUAGGCGACUUGCUCCGUGACUGGAGACGAGUGAACGUCGCCUUCACCCGCGCACGAACUAAGCUCCUAGUUCUCGGAAGCAAGAGCACCCUCCGGGAUGGCAACGAGCUGCUAGGGAAAUACGUGAAGCUAGUUGAAGGACGAGGAUGGGUAUACGACUUACCGAAAGACGCUAUGGACAACCACCGCUUUGGAUUUGAUGGCAUCUUCCAGACGCAGCCGCAUGCCCAGGACCAUAGAUCCACCCCUAGUCAAAAAAUGAGCCCUUCUUCCCACGAAAAGCGCCCGAGUCGCAACCCCUUGAGUCCACUGCAAGGUCGGCAAGCUCUGCAGGGUCUUAAAAGGCCCGUGAAGAAGGGCGUCAAAUUGUUGAGCGGGAAUAAAGUCGUUGGGAAUCGCCCCAUACUCCAAGAUGUCGUGAACGACCUUGUAGGAUGA
This is a messenger RNA of Aspergillus tanneri, 4995 nucleotides long. It is a transcript of the gene DNA2, whose product is annotated as bifunctional ATP-dependent DNA helicase/ssDNA endodeoxyribonuclease DNA2. The record is from RefSeq and is a predicted model, not a curated record. The transcript has 5 exons. Lineage: Eukaryota; Fungi; Ascomycota; Eurotiomycetes; Eurotiales; Aspergillaceae. Gene Ontology annotation, cellular component: cytoplasm. Gene Ontology annotation, molecular function: 5'-flap endonuclease activity; single-stranded DNA helicase activity. Gene Ontology annotation, biological process: replication fork reversal. The coding region runs from base 1 to 4995 and encodes 1664 amino acids.